Messenger RNA from Halichondria panicea, 598 nucleotides. RefSeq names its product BET1 homolog. Gene Ontology annotation, cellular component: SNARE complex. NCBI's taxonomy places the organism in Eukaryota, Metazoa, Porifera, Demospongiae, Suberitida, Halichondriidae. Gene Ontology annotation, molecular function: SNAP receptor activity. The transcript is spliced from 3 exons. The coding region runs from base 122 to 502 and encodes 126 amino acids. The record is from RefSeq and is a predicted model, not a curated record.
GAUAAUUUUCUGCUGACAAAGCUUAAAGUAGCUACGUGGCUGAAGUGCUGACACGGCUAGUCUCAGGAUACACAAGCACUGAAGAUAGAGCUAGAGAGAUGGUAAUAGGAGGCUGUAGACUAUGAGCCAAAGAAGACCAUUCGACUCGUCCAUGUCUGGUGGUCAACAGAGCAGUGGUGGUAAUGGCGGAGGUGGUGCCUCUCAUGUGCAGACACACGAGAUGGUGGAGUCACAGAAUGAUCAGAUGGUCACUCAAAUGGCCGACAAAGUGAGACAACUGAAAUCGAUCUCUAUAGACAUUGGAGACGAGAUGCGUAAACAGAACAGCUACCUGGGGGGUAUGGGGGAGGAGUUUGACUCUGCAGGGGGUCUCCUGGGGGGCAGUAUGAAGCGCCUCAAGGGAUUGGCCAAUGCUGGUCACAAUCGGUGGAUGUGUUACAUCAUUUUAUUCAUUGUAGGCGUUUUCUUCAUCUGUUAUGCCGUUAUCAAAUGGAGGAGCUAGCUAUUAUAGUCUGUGUGUUCAUCAAAAUCUUAGUAUAUAUACUUUAUUUCAGAUUUAUUUGUUGUGGAAAGAAAAUCUUUAUAAUUAUAAUGCACG